AUGUUCGUGUUUGAGCUCUCCACGGUCACCCCGUGCGGGUCAGCCGCGUACUACUCGCUGGUCAUCCGCGACCCGUACGUCCUCGGCAACUGCCCGGAAGCAGACAUCGCCAUCGCCCACGACGGCAUCUCCGACGAGCACGUCUCUCUCACCGUCCUCCACGCGCACGAGGCGGCGAAGGAGGUGGAGGCGGCCACGAGGGCGGCGGCGGACGGAGACGCAGCCACCGCCACGACGAACAGCGACCGCGCAGGUAAACUGCGGUAUGAAGAGGAGGACGAAGAAGCAGAAGCAGAAGAGCAAGAUCAGGAGAGGGAGGAGGACGUACCGGGUCUGGCUGCCGCUGCUGCUGCUGCCACGACCGCAGAUGAGGGUGAUGGCGACGAGCACCACAACGGCGCGGCUGCUGGAGGCAGCGAUGUGGAGGAUAACGUUCUGAUGGACACGCCUCCUGACAAGUCCAUGGAGGAGGAGGAGAAGGCCGCCGCCGCCGCUGCUGCUGCUGCUGCAGCGGAUGAAGACAACGCGGCGCGAGCCCCGUUCCUCAGCGGCGAUCAUCUGGUGGUCCGGGUCACCGCCCUCCCCACCAAAGGCAGCGGCGACGUGCGCAUCGGCAAUGUUUUCCUGCAGCCAGGUGACUCGGUGCUCGUGCGCGACGGCGACACGCUUUUUCUCGGCGACGGAGUCAGCGGCACCUUCCACUACCGCCCCUUGAUGGUCAGUCUCGAGGUCGGCGCCUACCCGGACGACUACGUCAGCGAUCUCCGUCGCAUGUUCGAUCAGCUGGGGGCGACCUUCGUCGACGAGCCGAUCCCCUCCAUCGAGGUGCCGCACGUACCCGUUGGGCAGCUGCACUGCGCCGAAGAACUCAACGACAGCACGAGCUGCCUCGCCGCACUGACCUACGGCUACUCUGUUGUCCACCCCACCUACGUCUUUGAGUGGUUCGCGGCGGUGUCGAGGCGGGCGGCGGCCCCGCUCAACACGCUGCCGUCGCCCUCGCGCUUUGAGGUGCCGGUGCGGUGUACCAUGCACCCGACCACUACAAUGUACGUGCGGCCAGAGUCGGACACCUGCCCCUUCUCCCUCUACCCGAUACCGUCGACGGCCAUGACCAACCGCAGCCGGGCGGAGCUGUUCGCCGGACGUGUUUUCUUCUUCUUCACCGACGCCGCCGCGACGCGGUAUUGGCGGGCCGUGGAGGACUGCGGGGGCGCCGUGUACGGCCCCGGCGAUGUCGAGGCGGCGAAGGAGGCCGUGCGUCGCCUCGUGGACGCUCAGCAGAGCGCCGGCGUCUCCUCCCCCCGCCUGCCGAGCAGCUUCUACAUCAUCAUCGACAACACGGCGGAGGCGGUGCUGCUCAACUCCGGGCUGGCGGCCGCCUCGCCGGAGCUGCUGGCGUUCAUGGACGACGCCGGCAACGCCUGCGGCGCGGCGAACCUGUGUGUCAUGGGCGACCACUCCCUCUUCACCGCACUGCUGAGCAACCGGUUCAACGAAGAGCCCGUGCUGUUGACGUCUGGGGUGCCGGGGGCGGCCACGCCGGGCUGCAACGACGCGGCGGACAACCUCGCAGACGGCGGACACGGCGCUGGUGGGGCUGCGCCGGUGAGUGCCCGCACCCCGCGUUCUUCCUACUCUCCCCGCUACCACAGCAUGUGCGGCCCCGGAUCGGAGCAGCACGGCGGCGGUGGCGGCUCCACCACCGCCCGCUCCGCCUCCUGCGUGAGUGCGCGCGAGCAGGACCGCCGGAAUAGCCUGUUGCCGCGCAGCGCCAAUCGCACCCCAUCCCGCAGUCAGAUGCGCUCCUACAGCCGCCAGCAGGCCCGCUCCGCCUCGAUGCGGUCGGCGCAGAACGACGGCAUGCCGGACGGGUACGAGGCAGGUUCCCACAGCGGCAGGAGCGGCAGCGUCUCCAGCCGUCAGGGUCGCCGCCACCUCGUGCCCACCGUGGCGGAGGGCGAGAUGCGCAGCUUUGCGGAGGACUUCGACAUGGUGCGCGUCCGCAUCUACGCGUUUCUCGUCCGCGAGGAGCCAAAGCUGGACACGGCCAUCGCCACCUACCAUAGAAACCUGUACGUGAACAUCGAUGGGAUGGAGUACGCGCUGGAGAUCAAGGCCCAGGCGGAGGACUUCAUGGAGCGCGUCGACGACCUGCUGGCCGAUCCGGCCUGCCACGGCGCCUACACAGACUCCCUGCGCCGCUUUUGGCGCGACUGCAGCGAUAUGGAUGUCAAGGCGCAGCACCUCCUGCACUAUUGGGACCGCCGCUUCCCUGCCACCGCACUGCCGCGGCGGGUGCGGUCGGCGCGACGGGCGAGCAGCCGUCAGUCGCCGGCGUCGCGUAGCAUGACGCCGCGGGGGUUCGCCGUCGCCACCGCGAACUCGCCCGCUCCGGUCAACGGACCAAUGGGGCGCCGUGACGGCGGGGGCGUCUCGGCGGUCGAUGGCCACGCCGCGGCGACGGCCACAACGGCCGCCUCACGCGACCCCGAGGACGUGCGUGCGCAUCGGGAGCUGUACACGAGCCCCGAGGCCGCGGUACGGCUGCAGGCGGAGGAUCGGACAGAGGAGCCCCCGCUGCCGCAACGCCCGGCGGAGCAGGUGGUCGGCGCGGGUCUAAACGGCGUAGCGCCGUCACCGCCGCCGCCGCGGGGUUGCUCCACCUCGUCGCGGCAGUCACGCCGCCGAUCGCUGACGCCGCGGUCGCCGCCGGCCUCGCACGCCGGGGGGCGGUCCGCGCACGCGGUCCCGAUCGACCAGCGACCACCGUGGGUAGGAAACUGGGCCGAGGAGUCCGAGAACGCAGAGGGGAAGGCAGCAGGGGACGAACAGCCGCAGCCGCCAUCCGCCACCACGGCCGAGGCGUACACGUCGCCGCAGCGCAAGACGCCGCGGGCGGUGCAGAGGACACCGGCGGGCGACGUGGCCAAGUACGCGCCGAAUGUUGUGCGAGCCCGGUCGAGUGGUCGUAGCACGUCGAGGCCGCGACGUCCGGCUGCCGAGCAAUCACAACAAUCCGGGGAAGAAGGAUCAGCGGUGAAGGCGCAGGACGUGGCCGCCGCGUCAGCCACCAAAAAAGCGGAGGGGGCGGCGGCGCAGGAGGAGGCGGAGAGUCAGGUACGUACGGCACCCGCCCCGACGCCCCAGCCCGCCCCUGCAGCGAAGCCACGCAAGGCCGCGACGCCGUCCUUCCGCAAACCGCGCGCGAAAUCGGCCGCCGCGACGAAGCGUUCGACGGAGCAGAACGGCGGUGCGACGAACGGCCGUGCGGCGGGGCAGGGCCGCCGUACGUCGUUGGCGGACUCCCAGUCUGAGAAACUGCGCAGUUGUCCCCCAUGGAAGUACUAG
Leptomonas pyrrhocoris is the source of this 3351-nucleotide messenger RNA. RefSeq lists its product as hypothetical. Bases 1 to 3351 code for a protein of 1116 amino acids. The transcript has a single exon. The record is from RefSeq and is a predicted model, not a curated record. Lineage: Eukaryota; Euglenozoa; Kinetoplastea; Trypanosomatida; Trypanosomatidae.